Molecule: messenger RNA, 399 nt
Organism: Knipowitschia caucasica
Lineage: Eukaryota; Metazoa; Chordata; Actinopteri; Gobiiformes; Gobiidae
Source: the annotation of a GenBank genome assembly
AUGGAUGUUGCCUCCCGGACUAUCUCCAAUGGGGACGUGCUGGGGUACGCUCUGGGGUGCACGGCUGUGAGUAUCUGCGUGAAGGUGGCGCACUUGUCUCAUGCCAAGCUCCUGGCCGUUGUGUGGGGGGUGUCAUCUCGGCAGAUCCCUCCCUGGUUCUGUGUUGUUCCUGUGCAGGAUGUGGCAGUGUAUAACCCUCAUAAUCCGUCAUCCAUCCAGGUGGUCGCCCCGCCCUCCGUGGACGGGCACCACUACUCUGUCGCUUCAUAUGUCAAGCCCUUCGCCCUUUAUCCUGGCAUCCUGCUCAUCUGCACCAGGCCUGCCAACAAUUUGUGGACGCCACCUAAAAUAUACAAGCAACUAUUUGCAACAGAGGAAGACUGGAAUGGCGGAAUAUAA